Molecule: messenger RNA, 2233 nt
Organism: Nerophis ophidion (straightnose pipefish)
Lineage: Eukaryota; Metazoa; Chordata; Actinopteri; Syngnathiformes; Syngnathidae
Gene: tulp3
Product: TUB like protein 3
Exons: 11
Coding region: 96-1550 (484 amino acids)
Biological process (GO): protein localization to cilium
Cellular component (GO): cilium
Source: RefSeq, a predicted model, not a curated record
GUUGGUGUGUGUGGUAACUAAGGACGGCGUUGCUGAGUUUUCUCGGCGGAAAAAAAAGUGGACGGGAGGAUCUUCCUUAGCAACCGUGGAUAAACAUGAGUUAUUACAGCAUCAGACCCCCCAGCUCCACCAGCUUCUCGUCCAGCUCGACAACAACAAGUGGAUUUGAAGAUCACAGCAGCAUCAUGCAGCAGAAGCUGGAAAAACAGAGGUCUUUGCUGGAGCAGAAGCAGCGGAGGAAACGUCAAGAACCCCACAUGGUCCAGCCCAACACGGAGGCCCGGCAGCGGCUGUCCCGCAUGCGGCACGGCGAGGAGCAGGCUCCGCUGGUGGACUCCUAUCCUCGCAAUGCUGGCGACAUCAACGUGGACGUAGGUAUUGAUGGACCGGCAGCUGUUCUGGGACCCAAAACUCCCAACAAGGGAAUAAAAACCAAAGUCGCGUUGGUGAACAAGGCCCAGUGUCUGUCCUCGCAAAAGAGCCAGCCCCCUCCUCCUCCUUCUCCUACUUCAGCGGCAGGGGAAGCGGAGAAGGUCGCAGACAGACAGACGUUGCUGGAGCCCAAAACGGUCAUCCAUGAGCUACUGCUGAAACAAGGGCUGUCAGGCAGCAUGAACUUUGACGAAUCCAGCGAGGACAACGAGGACGAGCGUCCGCAAUCACCGACUCCGAACGUGGACGCCAUAAGGCCCGCCUCUGCCUCCAGCGCCAAAGACUUUUUCCCGGAGGUAGCUGGCAGCUCGCCUUCUUCCCGCAGUUCGCCUCUGGAGGUGACAAAUUUAGAGGAGUUUGUUUUGGUCCCAGCCCCGCGCGGCGCUACCGUCAAAUGCCGCAUCAGCCGCGACAAAAAGGGCAUGGACCGCGGCCUGUACCCCACGUACUACAUGCACAUGGAAAGGGAGGACGGCAAAAAGGUGUUCUUGUUGGCGGGCAGGAAGAGGAAGAAGAGUAAGACGUCCAACUACCUCAUCUCAGUAGACGCCACCGACUUAUCACGAGAAGGAGAGAGCUUUAUCGGCAAACUGAGGUCCAACCUCAUGGGCACCAAAUUCACAGUGUACGACAACGGCACAAGUCCCUGCAAAAACCCUGCGGCGAUGGUAGAGGGUUGCAGCACUCGACAGGAGCUGGCCGCUGUCUGCUACGAAACCAACGUGCUGGGAUUCAAGGGACCCCGUAAGAUGACCGUGGUAAUCCCAGGCAUGAACGCCAACUUUGAGCGGGUGCCCGUUAGGCCCCAAAACGAGCAGGAGAGCCUGCUGAGCCGCUGGCAGAGUCAGUCCCUGGACAACCUGAUCGAGCUGCACAACAAGAAUCCCGUUUGGAACGACGACACGCAGUCCUACCAGCUCAACUUCCACGGGCGCGUCACGCAGGCUUCCAUCAAGAACUUCCAGAUAGUCCACGACAAUGACCUCGACUACAUCAUCAUGCAGUUUGGCCGAGUGGCCGAGGACAUCUUCACUCUGGACUACAACUACCCCAUGUGUGCCCUUCAGGCCUUUGCCAUCGGCCUGUCCAGCUUUGACAGUAAGCUGGCAUGCGAAUGAACUGCGAAUCGGACGUCGCCUCCUCCCAAGACAGGCUAGGUGACACAGGCGGGUGAAGUUACGUUGUCACGCUAACUAACAAUGCUCGUCCGCCAUAUAUUUGUUCUCAUGUACGCGACUUCAGCAAGUCAACACUUUUAAACAAUUACCACCACUGUGUGAGGGUGAAAUUUAUCAACCUGACAUCGCCCGUCAAGAGGAACAGUCGGAGACACCACUCUGGUAGCAUCUCACUAGUAUCGUAAUGUUUUCAUAUCAGUCUAGAUUUUACCACCAUUUUCUCUUGUGUGGGAAGUGCAUUAUGGACUUUUUUCUUUUACCUUGCGACUUACAAGACGCCAUUGCAAAAUUGCACAUUGAUAGAUGAAACAUCUUGUGAAUAAAACAGCUCAGCAUUAUAUUGCCUUGCAAAGGACACACAUUUCAAGGAUUCAAAAACAACAAUAAAUCAUUUGGAACAACAGCGACUUUAAUAUAGUCAGUAACUUACAUGUUUUUUGCUUUGUUUUUUUAACACGUGCAAGCAGUGUAUAAAAUAGCUUUUGAAAAUAAAAAAAGUGCAUUAUGAAGAAAAGUUUUAUGGAAAUGAUUUUGUUUCCAUGUGCAAAAGAGGUCAGUGAACCCAAGUACUUUUAUUUUUAUAUCACUGAUACAGCCUGAAAUAAAAUGUCCUGUACAUUAAA